This is a messenger RNA of Echinops telfairi (small Madagascar hedgehog), 4202 nucleotides long. It is a transcript of the gene SHC4, whose product is annotated as SHC adaptor protein 4. Gene Ontology annotation, cellular component: plasma membrane. The coding region runs from base 86 to 1987 and encodes 633 amino acids. Lineage: Eukaryota; Metazoa; Chordata; Mammalia; Afrosoricida; Tenrecidae. The transcript is spliced from 12 exons. The record is from RefSeq and is a predicted model, not a curated record. Gene Ontology annotation, molecular function: receptor tyrosine kinase binding. Gene Ontology annotation, biological process: cell surface receptor protein tyrosine kinase signaling pathway; intracellular signal transduction.
CCAGGCCGUCCGUUUCCACGCUGGUGAGCUGUCAGAAGACGAGGCUCUUUAUGCCACCGAAUCCUGGUCCAGCACGGCCAGGGCUAUGCGAAGACGCGGCCAGGACAGCCUGGCAGGACUCGUGCUCUAUGUAGGACUCUCUGCGCACCCCGGCAUGCUGCACAGGGCCAAGUACAGCCGCUUUCGCAACGAGUCCGUCACGUCCUUGGACGAAGGCAGUCCCGGAGGCGCGGUGGGGGCCAAGGGUUCCUCGCAGCCGCCCUACCCCACCCUGGCACCUCACCUGCCCGCAGAAGAUGCCACCUUGGCGGCCCAGGAGAGCCCCACUCCCCUGUGCACCUUGAUCCCCCGCAUGGCCAGUAUGAAGCUGGCCAACCCAGCCACCUUGCUGAGCCUGAAAAACUUUUGUCUGGGUACCAAAGACGUGCUGCGGCUCAAACUGCAGGAAAGUCAAGAGCCCGCUCCCAGUAGCAGCCCUGCUUCGCCAGAAGCCAGUCACAGCAGGGCCGGCCCGGCACCUGCGCCCCAGCCCAACCCCGGGGAGCACAGGGCACCCGCAGCCAGGGCAACUCAGGAUGCCUGCCCUCUUCCUGGCCCCGGGGAGCCACCCACCGGGCACGGGCAGGACAGGCACCUUCUCCAGCACCUGUUGGGAAUGGGCAUGAACUACUAUGUGAAGUACAUGGGCUGUAUUGAAGUGCUGCAGUCAAUGAGGUCACUGGAUUUUGGAAUGAGAACCCAAGUAACAAGGGAAGCAAUAAGUCGCCUAUGUGAAGCUGUCCCUGGGGCAAAUGGAGCCGUUAAAAAAAGAAAGCCUCCAGUUAAAUUCCUAUCAACGGUUCUUGGCAAAAGUAACCUUCAGUUUUCGGGAAUGAAUAUAAAACUGACCAUCUCAACGUGUAGCCUCACACUGAUGAAUCUCGACAGCCAGCAGAUUAUUGCAAAUCAUCAUAUGCAGUCUAUUUCCUUUGCCUCUGGAGGGGAUCCUGACACGACAGACUAUGUUGCCUACGUAGCUAAAGAUCCCGUUAAUCAACGAGCCUGUCACAUACUGGAAUGCUGCAAUGGAAUGGCUCAAGAUGUCAUAAGUACCAUAGGGCAGGCUUUUGAACUCCGGUUUAAGCAGUACUUGAAAAAUCCUUCUUUGAAUACUUCCUGUGAAAGUGAGGAGGGGCAUGGGGACGGCCAUGCUGAGGAGACAGAAGACCACGAGUAUUACAAUGAAAUCCCAGGGAAGCCUCCACCUGCAGGUGGUGUUUCCGAUGUGCGGAUGAAAGUUCACACCACCGAGCAUAUGGCUUACUGCCCAAUACGGUGUGAGAAGUUGUGCUAUUUGCCUGGAAACUCCAAGUGCAGCAGUGUCUACGAGAACUGUUUGGAAGAAAGCAGGCCUCUAGGUCAUGUGUAUGAGAGAGGGGUACAGACGCAACAAGACUCCGGGUUCAUGAAGCACACGUGUCGAAUGGAUCUCUUCGACGACCCCUGCUACAUUAAUACACAGGCUCCUCACAGCACUCUUGGCUCGGCUCGAAAUCAAAGCUCCACUCAAGCUCUUGGGAGCCCGUGGCACCGUGGCAAGGCACCAGAGACCGUUCAACCUGGAGCCACAGCCCAGCCUACCAGCUCCCGAUCUUUGCCACACAUUAAGCAGCAGCUGCGGAAUGAAGACUGCUACCAUGGCAAGCUGAGCCGGAAGGCGGCAGAGAGCCUCUUGGUAAAGGAUGGGGACUUUUUGGUUCGAGAGAGUGCAACAUCCCCUGGCCAGUAUGUACUGAGUGGACUCCAGGGAGGCCAGGCAAAACAUCUUCUCCUGGUGGAUCCCGAAGGCAAGGUGAGGACCAAGGAUCAUGUGUUUGAUCAUGUCGGCCACCUGAUCAGAUACCACAUGGAUAACAGUCUGCCGAUCAUCUCUUCGGGAAGUGAAGUCAGCCUGAAGCAGCCCGUGAGAAGAGAGAGCAGUGCUGGGCUUCCACAGUCCCACAAAUGAGGAUAUCGAAGUCCCAUCACACUGACAGCGCCAGAGACUCCCAUCCUCCUGUCAGGUCACAAAGGAAACGCAACCUCUGUUUCUCCAAUGUGUGUUAGGGGACAAAGAUAACUUGGACGUCGUCCCUAGAGAAAAUAGGGCGCUCAUUGUGACGUGCAUCUUUCCAAGCCUGUGACGGCGGACAAGGUCCUUUACCAAGCAAGGAACUCAACAAACGUUGUUCUGCAGAAAGGGAACGUCCGAAAAGGGGGAGAGGAUGGGCCCAUGGGGAAAGAAAUGAGACCUACGCACGGAUGUCACUUUUGUCAGGGCACGCCGCAUGGAUAACAAGCUAAAAGCACAACGAAACCUUCACAUGCUAAAGAUGACUUGGAUGAACUGCUGGGGCAGCCGUAUGUGCCUUGCAACUUCCUAUUUGGGGCAUUUCCGUCUUGGGGAGACUAGUUCUAAGUGUCUUCAUGUUCUAUAAGUAUAGAACCAUUUGCCAAAAAAAAAAAAAGUUUUUCCUUGCUAACAAAGAAACCGUGUGCUCAAUAACUCCUGACUUCAUUCCAUUUUCUGUUUAGAAGCACUUUCAUGGUAGCGUUAAAAACAUAUAAAUUUGACACAAUACAGACGGAGCCCUUGUGAGUAGCAUCAAGUCAAAUGCCACUGAAAGCGUUGCUCUGGGCCAUUGGUCUGUCCACUUUAUCAGUUGGAGUGUUGGGUCCCAAGUUCUCUGACCUGAUAUUUUUCAGUCUUUUCCGUGUGAACUGUUCACAUAGCAGUUAACGAGGCUACAUUGAUCCAUCAUUUCUAACUUUAUCACCCUUUUGCCCCUCCUCCUCUUCAAAACAACGACACAUGUGCAUGGAUGUAAACGUUGAGGUACAUCGCACCACGCAUCCAAACUGGCCCCAUUCUGAUUUGCAGUCCUGAAUUCAUUUGCAAGGAUAGGCAAACAUCUUCUGGACCACCUGCUGCUGAGUCCUCACCCCACUCUGAUGUGUGUGCUCAGGAUCAGACCAAGAGCAGAAGGGAGGAGUCACUGAACGAAGCAGUUGGAAGGAUCCACCACCUGUCGGUCUAACGGAAAACUGGCAGUGAAAUGAAGCAUUGUGUAGGGAGACGCCUUGGCUCUGGGAUUCGUGGGCUCUCAGCCUUAUAAAAGGGAUUUUGAGCAAGUUGCUUAAUCUUCUGGCCUCGAGUUUCCUUAUCUACAACAUGACGAAGCAGGGCUAGGUGAAUUCAGAAGUUCAAUUCCGGCCCUAACACAUUAUGAAUCUAUAUAAAGGGAUCAGUGGUGUUCACCAGUUUGAACAUGUAAGAUGAAAAUCUCGUUGUUGUCUCGUCUCUGUCUGCAAUCACAGAAAGAAUGACAGCUGACAUCAACAUUCAGAUAGUUGAGAACCCCAACCCUUUUCUGAAAUGCUGAGGUUUGGGGAACAUACAAUAAUGCUAGGAGGAGCGGAUUUGGGUUGACCUGACCGGCCGAACAUGGCCUCACUCCUGUCCCUGCCUUUGCCUGGCCCUAGAGAGUCACGGACCUAACUGUAGAGUAGGUUUUUAUCCUGCAUUACCUGGACAAUUGCCUUAACUCCACUUUAUUUGGCUAUGUAGGUACAACUUAAUCUUCACAAUUGUGAUAUAUUUACUAGGUUUUAAAUAAAAUACAGAAACCGUCUUUUGGAUCAAAAGAAUCAGCAGUCAAGCACACUGAACUCUCUACUAUUUUUAUGUAAAGGUUUAUGGUUUCGUUUUACUUCUACAGCUAUUGAUGUCUUAGACGACCCUGUUUCCUUUUAUAUGGCUAGGAAAUGUGUAUUUUGCAGCUGUUUGGGUACACCUUAGUUCUGGAUUAUCUGGUCUAUACAGGGACCAGCAUGGGUAUAGAUACAGAGAACUGUCACAAAUCCAACCACCUUUCUCAGAGUGAGGCCAGGGCUGAGCAGAGAGUUAAUGGGGUUGCAAGCAAGGGCUCCGGAUGCAGAGAUGUCAAGCUGUCAAUCAUGUGGGCCCCACACGUGGAGAGUCAGUCUUUGGGGUAGAUUCGUUGGACGAGCAAAUCAUUCAGUUACAAACACCACAGACAUGAUUCAAACCAAACAGGAAAAAGAACGGUCUGAUUGCAUGCUGUUUUUAUCUCACUCUUAACCUUUGUGGGUCUUAAAGUGAAAAUCUAUUUGCCUAUAAAUACCUGUCAAUGAUGUAAAAAAAUAAUAAAUGAUUACUGCUU